Messenger RNA from Artibeus jamaicensis (Jamaican fruit-eating bat), 6498 nucleotides. It is a transcript of the gene GRAMD1B, whose product is annotated as GRAM domain containing 1B. Gene Ontology annotation, molecular function: sterol binding; sterol transfer activity. Gene Ontology annotation, cellular component: endoplasmic reticulum membrane; plasma membrane; endoplasmic reticulum-plasma membrane contact site. The record is from RefSeq and is a predicted model, not a curated record. The coding region runs from base 575 to 3253 and encodes 892 amino acids. Gene Ontology annotation, biological process: intracellular sterol transport. NCBI's taxonomy places the organism in Eukaryota, Metazoa, Chordata, Mammalia, Chiroptera, Phyllostomidae. The transcript has 22 exons.
ACUAGCUGUCACCGCCAGUGCCCGCCCUUUCUGGACAGAUGUGACCUCCUCUCACCCCCCUCUUCACCCCCACUCUCCCUCCUUCCUUCAUUUUUAUCCAGCGUCUCGCUUCCUCUCUCUCUCUCUUUCCUUCUCCCGCCUCUGCCUCUACCCCCUGCCCUCUGCCUCCCUGCAGCGCCAAGCUGGCCCCUAGACCUGGUGUGCCGCACGCAAACCGCUGACGGUUGGCGGAGCCGCCUCCUGGGGCCCGGGCUGCCGCGGCCGGCUACGGCACCGACGCCAGCAGGCGGGCGAGAGCCGCGGAAGGAAAACAAGCGGGCGCGCGCGGGAGCCCCAGGAGGGCGGCCGGCCGGCGGGCGCGGACGGCGGAGGACCUGUGCGCACAAAAGUUAGACUCCGGCGGCCGCGCGCCCGGCUGCGCCUGACCCGGGCGCUCCCUGCCCGCGGCCCUCCAGAGAGGAACUUGAUCUCCCUGCAGCUCGAGUCGAGAGCGGUGUCCUGCAAGAGGGCCAAAAGCGCAGGGCGAGCGUGGAGCGGGACUCUGCCAGCCGGAGCGCUGCAGCGACGAGGACCCAUGCCGGCGGCCAACCUGAUGGAGAACCUGCAGCUGCCCGCCUUGCAGGUGCCCGGGCCGCAGGGCGCGCCCGAAGGCAGCCCGGUCCGGUCCAGCUCGUCCACCCCCACGCUCCGCCGCCGGCGUUUCAAGAUGCACCGCAUGAAGAACGUGCAUGAGCAGAGCCUAGAGGCCCGGCUGGCCCGGGACCUGCCCGGCGUCUUGGCUCCAGGCAAGGAGUUCCUGCAGCUGCCGGCCAUCGAGAUCACGCCUUCAAGCGACGAGGACACCCCGUGGUCCAACUGCUCCACACCCAGCGCUUCCCCACGCCGAAAACGCUUCCUCCUCCGCAAGUGGCUGAGGGUGAGGGAGCGGAAGGAGUGCAGUGAAAGCAGCAGCCAGCAGAGCAGCCAGCAGAGCAGCCACGACGAUGAUUCCAGCAGGUUCCUGAGUCCUCGGGCACAGGAGGAAAGCACUGCCAGUAACUCCAACCGCAGCACGCCGGCCUGCUCCCCUAUCCUGCGGAAGCGGUCUCGCUCGCCCACCCCUCAGAGCGCUGACGGCGACGCCAUGGUAGAGAAGGGCUCGGACCACUCCUCGGACAAGUCCCCGUCCACGCCGGAGCAGGGUGUGCAGCGCAGCUGCUCCUCGCAGUCUGGCCGGAGCGCAGGCAAGAACUCCAAGUCUCACAAGCGCCUCUCAAAAUAUGACAAACUUAACCUGAUCAAAAAAAGCCAGAGCUGGUAUAAUGUAUUAAGCCCCACUUACAAGCAGAGAAAUGAAGACUUCAGAAAGCUCUUUAAACAGCUUCCAGACACGGAGCGCCUCAUUGUUGAUUACUCGUGUGCACUCCAAAGAGACAUUCUUCUUCAGGGCCGACUCUACCUCUCUGAAAACUGGAUCUGCUUCUACAGCAACAUCUUCCGCUGGGAAACCCUGCUGACUGUCCGCUUAAAGGACAUCUGCUCCAUGACAAAAGAAAAAACAGCUCGCCUCAUUCCCAAUGCCAUUCAAGUUUGCACCGAUUCAGAAAAGCACUUCUUCACUUCAUUCGGGGCGCGGGACAGGACGUACAUGAUGAUGUUCCGGCUGUGGCAGAACGCGCUCCUUGAGAAGCCCCUGUGCCCCAAGGAGCUCUGGCACUUCGUCCACCAGUGCUACGGGAACGAGCUGGGCCUGACCAGUGACGACGAGGACUACGUGCCUCCCGACGACGACUUCAACACGAUGGGUUACUGUGAGGAGAUCCCGGUGGAAGAGAAUGAAGUGAACGACAGCUCAUCCAAAAGCAGCAUAGAGACCAAGCCGGAUGCCAGUCCGCAGCUGCCCAAGAAGUCCAUCACCAACAGCACACUGACGUCCACGGGGAGCAGCGAAGCCCCCGUCUCGUUCGAUGGCCUGCCUCUGGAGGAGGAGGUGCUGGAGGGCACCGGGUCCCUCGAGAAGGAGCUUGUCGUGGAUAGCAUUCCCGAGGAGAAGAUGGAGCUCGUGGCGCCGGUGAGCUCCCCGUCCCUGGACUUCCGUGACAGCGACGGCAUCCCCACCGAGCUCAGUGACUCUUCUGACACCCACGACGAAGGGGAGGUCCAGGCCUUCUACGAGGACCUGAGUGGCAGGCAGUACGUGAAUGAAAUUUUCAACUUCAGCGUGGACAAGCUCUAUGACCUCCUGUUCACCGACUCACCCUUCCAGCGGGACUUUAUGGAGCAGCGACGCUUCUCAGAUAUCAUCUUCCAUCCAUGGAAAAAGGAAGAGAAUGGAAACCAGAGCCGUGUGAUCCUUUACACCAUCACCCUUACCAACCCUCUGGCUCCUAAAACUGCCACCGUCAGGGAGACGCAGACCAUGUACAAGGCGAGCCAGGAGAGCGAGUGCUACGUGAUUGACGCGGAGGUGCUCACCCACGAUGUGCCAUACCACGACUACUUCUACACCAUCAACCGCUACACGCUCACGCGCGUGGCCCGGAACAAGAGCCGUCUCAGGGUCUCCACAGAGCUGCGCUACCGCAAACAGCCCUGGGGCUUGGUGAAGACCUUCAUUGAGAAGAACUUCUGGAGUGGGCUGGAGGACUACUUCCGGCACUUGGAGAGCGAGCUGACCAAGGUGGAGAGCACCUAUCUGGCUGAGAUGCACAGGCAGUCUCCCAAGGAGAAGGCCAGCAAGCCCCCAGCAGUGCGGAGGAGGAAGCGCCCGCAUGCCCACCUGCGGGGGCCCCACCUAGAGGAGGUGAUGAGCCCCGUCACCACACCCACCGAUGAAGAUGUGGGCCGCAGGAUCAAGCACGUGGCAGGUUCCACGCAGACCCGGCACGUCCCUGAGGACACCGCCAACGGCUUUCACCUGCAGAGCGUGUCUAAGCUGCUGCUGGUCAUCAGCUGUGUCCUGGUGCUGCUGGUCCUCCUCAACGUGAUGCUCUUCUACAAACUCUGGAUGCUGGAGUACACCACCCAGACCCUCACUGCUUGGCAGGGCCUGCGGCUCCAAGAAAGGUUGCCCCAGUCUCACACAGAAUGGGCCCAGCUCCUGGAGUCCCAGCAAAAGUACCACGAUACCGAACUCCAGAAAUGGAGGGAGAUCAUCAAAUCCUCAGUGAUGCUUCUUGACCAGAUGAAGGACUCACUCAUUGAUCUUCAGAACGGCAUCAGGUCCCGUGACUACACAACAGAAGGCGAAGAGAAGAGGAGCCGCUACCACUGACCAGGCAGGAACAGGGCGGCGGCAGGAGGCCUGUGCAAUAUGUGUACAUAGACCAUAUAAAUAUAUAUAAAUAUAUAUAUAUACAGAAUAUAAAUAUAUAUAUUAUAUACAGAUUUUAAAAAGAGAUCACGCCUAUGUACCAGGGAGAAGGAGCUGGACCGCCUCCCGUGCUGGCCGUGGAGGGCUGAGGGGGGCAGGGACCGCCUCUCAGCACCACCCUCCCCGACCCGCCGCCUCCCCUCCUCCAGUCCCCUCCUGUCCCCUGGCCGCGCUUGGCUCCGAGACGGGGAAUGUUGUUGAGCCAAAGUCAUGCCUGUGAAGGCUCCGGAGUCUUGAAAAGAAGUCUCCGGGCGGGGGGCAUUGCUUAAGGUGCUUCAUUCCCGAAUCCCCUUUGGAUUUGUUUCCAAAAUAAAAGAGAAUUUCUUCUUCCCCACCCCAUGCUUCCACAGGGGUUCUCUUGGGAACGAGGACGCAGCCAGGGCAGGAGCCCAGUCCAAACUCUCCCUGUGAGGCUGCCCCUCCCGGGCCCGCAGGUUGGGAGGCAGGCGAGGAGGACCGCCGGGCAGCUCGGGAGGCCGCCCGUGCAGGUCUGGGCCCUGCGGCACAGACUCCCGAGGACUUGCGCGUGAUGGGUGUUUUUGAUCAGCCCCUGACCUUCCUCCAACCUGUGCGGGGUGCGGACCCAAUAAGGGCUGGGGAUCCCUACCUUCCCACCCUGCCCCCUUCUCUCUGGUCCUCCCCCAGGCUGGAUCUGGAGGAGGCAUCACUUUCUAGUGCCUAAAGCCCUAUUUUUUCUCUGUGCCCUAAGAGCACGCUGUUUCUUAGCCAGGGGGAAGCAUUUUUGAUCUCGAUAAACUGUUCUAGUGGUCAGAAGUAGUCAGGUCUGUGGCUCUGAUUCCUGCACUUGGAGCUGUCAGCUUGGUUUCCGAGAUGAAUCGGGGUGUUGCGGGAUUUCCAGGUUUGAGAGUGAGAGCCCUCGCAGACCAGGACUGUGGGGUCUAAUGGAGAAGGCUGCGUGAGUAGUGGGCUCCAGUGCCCCAGCACUAGCUUGGCUGCCCCGCAUUGUUUACUCUGGGAGAAGAGCCAACAUCAGUCAAGGGAGACGACCAUCCGAGGCACUUGACACCUGGAAGACCUCAGAAGACCUCAGCCCUUGCAGGGAAUGCUUUGGCAAGGUGUGUGUAUUUGGGCCCGGAGAAGCCUGAUGGAGUCUCUGCCCCAAGGGGGCCACCCCAGAUCCCCAGUUCCCCAGCCGUGGAGUUCGGCAGCGGGAGCAAGACCUCUCGUGUCUGUGCCGGCGUGCUCAGACACCACCGAGGAGCAGGAAGAAGACUUUCGGUUGGGAGCACGUGUCAUUCAGGGCCCUUUCAGGGCUGUCUCCCUGGGACCCAUGCGUUCAUCUGACUUUGUGGGAUCCUUCUGGGCACGCUCACCAUCCUUCACACAUGGACUGCUGUUCCUCCAUCUAGUGACCAAAGGUUUCCUGCCCGCCACAGGUAGAGCUCACAGGGCUUCUCUCCAUCGGGAAGGGGCCGCACCUGCUUGGCGAGGAGCGGUCUUCCCGAUUGCUUGCUCUCCUGGUCGGCCCCCUGAUGGAAGGCGUGGAGGAAAGGAAGAUUCUAUUAGUGAUGGAGCCUAAAGGAAGAGCUAUUUGCAUUCUUCUCUCGGACUGGCCUGAGGAUCCACCUUUGACAAUUACAUGCUUUUGAUUUUUCAGUCUUUCUGAGAAUGCUGCCUUGUUCUUGCCACAGAGGAGGGAUGAGAAGACAAAGUUGUCCACACUGCAGGCGUGCGUGCCCCUGGUGUGCCCCGGGGAAAGGCAGGGGGAGGCUUUGUGGGAGCGGCAGGGGUGUGUAUCCCUCUCUAGGACAGGGCUUGAAUGUCAUCAUUCUACUCUCAGGGGACAAAGGCUUUGGAGGAGUUGAAAGGUGCAAAUGCCCCUCGGCCAGUGGGCCACUGCGCACCCCUGCCCAGGAAUGGGAGGUACAGGCUCCUGGGCCCUGAGCCAGAGAAGGGGGAGCAGUGCAGACUGCUAGAAAGUUUCCUGUUGGAGUAACCAGAAGCCAACAUUAUCCCCAGAAACCUUUAAAGACAAAAAUGGUAAAUUCUCUAACUUAUUCCACACGUAUUUAUUUAGUUAUUUAUUUAUUUGAAUCAUGCACUUAUUAAAGGGCCCAGGCGGGGCCUUUGGUGUGACUUAAGAAGUUCUCUCCUGGGAGUGAAGUCAUGAGAGCUGCCCUGGUUCCAGGGUUGCUGUGCUUUCUCCCGACUUGUCAGGCCCAUUCCAGGGAAGAGCGGGUGACGGGGAGGGCAGUACUUAGUCUGCACAAGGAACACUCGUGAUUUCAGGGGCUUCAGUGCCCGUCGGAAAUGCCCCUGGGCUGCCUCAUUUGUGAGCAUCACGGAUCUCCUGUAAGAGGCAGCUGUUCUAACAGUUUUCUCAUUUUCGAAGAGCAAUGCUGCUCACUCCCAUACAAAGCUUAGGUCCCUCAUUCAGGAACCUGUUGAGGGCACUUGGCCUGCCGAGAAGUCAGGGAGUGAAACCCCUAAACAACACUGUAGCACGUGCAGUGGCCGGGCAUGCAGCUGUCUGCAGGGCACAUCAAAACCACCGCCUCUUAGGUUAUUCCUUCCAGCCAUUGCUUCUUGGUUUUGUUCAUGUAAAACCUUGUAGUCUUUCUGUGAGGAUUCACGUGGUUUAUACUUGAGAGCUUGUCCUCAGCUUCACAGAUUUUGCAGAGUGUCUAACCAAGUGAAGAACAGCUUUAGGGUGUACACUUCCCUUCCAGCUUACUGUGGAGGAAUGAACAGGAUCGGUCUGUAGCUCCUCCCCUUUCCUGCCUCCACCCGCCUGGUACAGGGGAGAACAUCCGCAGCAACUUGAAGCUCUUCGGAAGAGCCUGGAGCUGAGAGACUGGGACCUGAGUGCCAGCCCUGCUGUUGGACAAGUCCCUGGUGCUCCCUGAGCUCCGGUAUCUGCAUCUGCAGCAGGACAAGGCUGGUCUAGACUCUCUCUAAUGUAGGUUCCAGCUUUGGCAUUGUCUUAGAGGCUACACCAUAUACUGGAAGGCCAGGCUUUCUUAGACUUCAAGGUUCCCUUUGGGGCUAGAGCUUCCUUGGUGUUUAGGUGAGUGGAAGAACAGGGUCUGGGUUCCCAGGAAAUUAAGAGUAGUUAAACUUUCUUUUGAACUAGGAGGGUUAGGGAGACCCAGUAAGAUGCAGGGUGGAGGGUGGGGAAGGGGCUG